ACAUUCGAUCUAUCUCAGAACGCCCGGCGAGCCUAAACUUCAGUCUGUCACCCAGUCUUUGUCUCAAAACCAAAUCAAAGAUCAUGGAUUCUUCAGCCAUUUUGUUUAACCAGCUCAAGGCAGCAGAACCGUUCUUCUUGUUAGCGGGUCCAAAUGUGAUUGAAUCAGAACAACACAUUAUGCGAAUGGCCGCUUACAUUAAGAAUAUCUCCAACAAAGUUGGAUUGCCACUGGUUUUAAAGUCAAGUUUUGACAAAGCUAAUAGAACAUCCUCAAAAUCAUUUCGGGGUCCAGGCAUGACUGAAGGCCUGAAGAUCCUAGAGAAGGUUAAAACAGCAUAUGACCUUCCCAUUGUCACUGAUGUACAUGAAACUGUUCAGUGUGAAGAAGUUGGCAAAGUUGCAGAUAUUAUACAGAUUCCAGCAUUUUUAUGUCGCCAGACUGAUCUUCUAGUUGCUGCAGCCAAGACUGGAAAAAUUAUCAAUAUUAAAAAGGGCCAAUUUUGUGCUCCCUCUGUCAUGACAAAUUCUGCUGAGAAAAUCAGAUUGGCUGGAAAUCCAAAUGUUAUGGUAUGCGAGAGAGGAACCAUGUUUGGCUAUAAUGAUUUGGUUGUUGAUCCACGGAAUUUGGAGUGGAUGAGAGAAUCUAAUUGUCCUGUUGUGGCCGACGUCACACAUUCAUUACAACAGCCUGCCGGGAAGAAGUUGGAUGGAGGAGGUGUUGCAAGUGGAGGUCUCCGUGAACUUAUACCAUGCAUUGCAAGGACAGCUGUUGCAGUAGGUGUUGAUGGAAUUUUUAUGGAGGUACAUGAUGACCCUUUGAACGCACCAGUUGAUGGCCCAACCCAGUGGCCACUCCGGCAUUUGGAGGAACUACUACAAGAGCUUGUGGCAAUUGCUAGGGUAAGCAAGGGGAAGCAACGCAUGAACAUCGAUCUCACACCAUUUUGUGAUUAGGAAUACAGAAGGCAUUUCUCUAGCGCUUCAAGCUUACUUAUCUAGGCUAUUGUGAACAAGUUUGUGGCACUCUGAAAUCGGCAGCUUGAAAUACAACAUCCUGCACAAGAAUGAAUGAUGGGCAAAUAGUUUACUUUAGGUUGAUCUGAAUAAUUUGAUUGUUGUUUGUAUUCCUCUUCUGGUGGAUUAGAAGAAUAUUAUGGCUAAUUUUUUUCGUCUGGUUCAAGUUCAAAAACUUACCAAUGUAUGUAUUUUACCAAUUUAUGUUUCGCAUUAUUCACUAAUAGGUCUUGUAACAAUGAUGGUCAAAUUGUUAUAUUGGGUUGAUAUGAAUCAGUUGACAGAUUUUA
This is a messenger RNA of Mangifera indica (mango), 1306 nucleotides long. Its product is annotated as 2-dehydro-3-deoxyphosphooctonate aldolase 1. Gene Ontology annotation, cellular component: cytosol; cytoplasm. NCBI's taxonomy places the organism in Eukaryota, Viridiplantae, Streptophyta, Magnoliopsida, Sapindales, Anacardiaceae. The record is from RefSeq and is a predicted model, not a curated record. The transcript is spliced from 14 exons. Gene Ontology annotation, molecular function: 3-deoxy-8-phosphooctulonate synthase activity. Gene Ontology annotation, biological process: monosaccharide biosynthetic process. Bases 84 to 956 code for a protein of 290 amino acids.